Messenger RNA from Medicago truncatula (barrel medic), 585 nucleotides. Its product is annotated as 1-aminocyclopropane-1-carboxylate oxidase homolog 1. NCBI's taxonomy places the organism in Eukaryota, Viridiplantae, Streptophyta, Magnoliopsida, Fabales, Fabaceae. The transcript is spliced from 2 exons. The record is from RefSeq and is a predicted model, not a curated record. The coding region runs from base 1 to 585 and encodes 194 amino acids.
AUGUUCCACACUGGCAAGUUGGACCUCGGCGAAAACUCGUCUAGUGGCUCUGACUUGUGUUUCCCUACAAUAGACCUCAAUGACAUUCACACUGAUCCAACUCGGAGAUUGGAAGUCAUUGGCCAGAUUCAAAGAGCCUGCAAUGAGUGGGGAUUUUUUCAAGUGAUUAAUCAUGAAAUCCCCAUCUAUGUCUUGGAUGAAAUGAUCGAAGAAAUUCGUUCAUUUCAUGAACAAGAAGCUUCUGAGAGAAGAGUGUAUUAUAAUAGAGAUUUUAAGAAAAAUGUUAGGUAUUACUCCAAUGCAACCCUAUUCAGUGGACAACCUGCAAAUUGGAGAGAUACAAUUGCAUAUUCUGCUGCUCCAGUUCCCUUCAAACCAGAGGAUCUACCUCCCAUAUGCAGGGAUAUAAUGAUACAAUAUUCUCAGAAAGUUAAUGACAUGGGAUUGAAAAUAUUUGAGCUAUUGUCUGAGGCGCUAGGGCUGGAUGAAAUGAUCGAAGGAAUUCAUUCAUUUCAUGAACAAGAAGCUUAUGAGAGAAGAGAUUCGUUCCUAGUAUUGCUUUUGACAAUUCAAAAGCAGGAGUGA